Molecule: messenger RNA, 307 nt
Organism: Ectocarpus sp. CCAP 1310/34
Lineage: Eukaryota; Phaeophyceae; Ectocarpales; Ectocarpaceae
Source: the annotation of a GenBank genome assembly
GCUGCGGGGAGUGUGUACGGAGGUCGAGAUGCUCACCAACGCCGAGGCUUUGGAGUUCCUGAAGAACGCAAGUCGAGUAACUGCCGCCAUUCCGACGAUCGAGGGCCUGAAGGUGGUCGAUGACUGCGGCUUUUCCCCCCUGCCCCUUGCCAUCGUCGGCGCUAUGGGUAGCUUGCGAGCAGACCCGGACUCUGCCGACACUUGGAGGGGCAUUCACGCACUGCUCCGGCAAGAGCCACAACUCGUGCAAGAUCCUGUAGGAGGUGCUCUUGCCGUCAGCUUCCGUGAGCCCAAGGGGGGGGGCUAG